CAAAUUUCCUGAGAUUUUUCUUUUCAUUUAUUUUUCCUUUUUCUGUCGUGCUCCUCUUGCAGAGUCUCGUUCUGCUCUCUAUAAUGUCACCGCAACCCCUUCAACCGCACGCUUAUCUCCCAACAAAUUUCUAUCAGCUCAGCUAGUUUCAGCUCUUGGUCAUCAGUUCAUGUGCAUUCAAAAUUCUCCAUUCUUUCAUCUUUCUUCUGAUGUAAAUAUCUUUUAGCUCUCCCAGGACCUCGCUGCAUUCUAGCUCUGCUGGAGAAGUUUUAUGGAGACGUUUUAAACCGGCAGUUACUGUUAAGUUUUUUGAGUGCUCGUGUAUUUGGUGAAUUUCUAUUCAAUCCUUUUUGAGUAUAGCUUGAUUUUUGUUGAUAUUUGUUAAUCUGAGCUAUAGAGAAGAGUUCUGAUCCCUAAAUUCGUCGAAAUUAAAAUUGGCAUUUUGGAGAAUCGGAUAUUGGGUUCGAGGUAAAACCGCUUUUCUUUUUUUAGAUCUUGCUGUUUAUUUGGACACGAGUAUCGAAAGUCGAUCAAUUUUGAUUUUAUAAAAGGGAAAUGAAUUCACUCGUUUUCAUAACUUAUAAAUUUAUUUGCAUCCAUGUUGGAUUUGGUUUAGUGGGAAAAAGUAAGCUAUUUAUUUAAUAAAUUAAAGUGUUGUCAACUAUAUCAUUUUUUAAGAAUAUUUUUAUGCUGAGGCCAGUAUAGGACUCUUUAAGUAGCACACUCUGGAUAGUGGACUGAGAUCUGUUUGAUUUCUCUGUGUAGCUCUUAAAUAUUAAGCUUCUGUGGAGAAUUUUUGUAUAGCAAGUCCUUGCCAAUUUGUGGCAUUGAAGGAGGCUGUGGUUGUUUCAAAGCCACCAAGAUUAAUUUUAUGCUGUUGAAAAACAUGGACUUCACAUUUUAUCUAUGUCAAGAUUAUUUUGUCCGCGUAGGAGCAAAGAAAUUUUGUUAUACCCUGUUUUCCUAGCAACCAAAUCGAUUACCGUGACAGUUAGAUAAUUGAUGUUGAAUUUUGGUGUAAAGUUGGACAAUGAUCAUAAGACAGGUUUUAACUUCUGUUUUUGAAACGCAAUUCUCUGGACCUGAGAAUUCAAUAAUGAAGUUCCACUUGAUGCAAAUUGUUAAUCCUUGCGGAAUCAAUCGUUCAUUACUUUGUGUUUGUAUGGGUGUGGGAAAUGCACGAGUGACCAGACAUUUGUUCAAUAGAGCACAAUAUCGCUAUUCCUUGUUACUGAUGUUUUUUGGUUCAGUGAGAAUUAUGAGGCAUAUUUGAUCGAGGAACUGGAAGAGUAUAUGACUUUGCUGAAUUAAUGUUAUGCGAAUGCUUCACUGAGUUUGAUUCACUUUUGCAUGUUUAGAAGUUUAUUGCUGUAUAUCUUGGUUUCCGCUAAAUAGCUGAACUUUCGAGUUAUUGUUGGAUCACUUUUCAGCAAAAACUGCCUCAUUCUUGACUGUUAUAGAAUUGGAUGCUUUUAUUUUCAUUUCAAUCAACCAUGUGGUCUUAGGUGCAGCGAGCCAAUAUGAGCUGAAGAGAUGCCAUCAACCUGCUAUCAGCUGGAAUGAAGACCUUACAGAGCACCCAAGAACUACAACCCUCAACCCAAGUUUCACAGGACUCCCAAAGUGACCAACAGAACAAUCACACAACAGAGGCUGCUGUAGCAGACUCUGGUUCAGUAUCUGCUUCAAGCAAUGAUAGCCGAAAGGUUUCACGCCAAGAUAUUGAGCUUGUCCAGAAUCUUAUAGAGCGGUGCUUGCAAUUGUACAUGAAUAGAGAUGAGGUGGUCAAAACCCUCUUGACGCGUGCGAGGAUUGAUCCUGGAUUUACAACACUGGUAUGGCAGAAAUUGGAAGAAGAAAAUGCAGAUUUCUUCAGGGCCUAUUAUAUAAGGCUGAAAUUGAAGAAGCAAAUUCUCUUAUUUAAUCAUUUGCUUGAACAUCAAUAUCAUCUUAUGAAGUUUCCUGUGCCUACAAAGGUUCCUUUGGCCCCCAUACAAAAUGGGAUUCAUCCCAUGCCCGUUAACAAUUUGCCUAUGGGUUACCCUGUCAUGCAACAACAUCCAAUGCCAGCACCAGGUCAACCCCAUCUUGAUACCAUGGGUUGUGGAAUAUCAAGCUGCCAUGUGGUUAAUGGAGUCCCUGCUCCAGGGAAUUUUCAUCCCAUUCGGAUGAAUUCUGGGAACAAUUUGGUGAUGGAAAGCAAUACACCUGAUAUGGCUCCUGUAGUUCCACUAAGCAGUGCCAUGUCAUCCAUGUCUGAUAUGCCUGUGAGUCCUACAUCGGUGGCAUCCAGUGGUCACUUUCCCUUCACUGCAUCAGAAAUAUCAGGAAUCGGAGUUGACACAUCAGCACUUGAUACAGCAUUUACAUCUGAUGUUGCCAGCUCAGUAGGAUUGCAGCUUGGACCAGAUGCUGGGGCUGGCACCUCGAGAUCUUUGGAUCAGAUUCAGUGGAAUUUCAGCCUUUCUGACUUAACAGCUGAUUUAUCAAACUUGGGAGAUUUGGGAGCCCUAGGAAACUAUCCUGGUUCUCCAUUUCUGCACUCUGAUUCAGAAAUUUUGCUUGAUUCUCCAGAGCACGACGACAUAGUGGAAGAUUUUUUUGUGGAUUCUGUCCCUGGUCCACCUUCCCAGUCAAAUGAAGAGAUAUCCUAGCCAAGGUGAGGUUCCAUACUUUUUUCCGGUCGAAAUUGUUACGACAGAAUGAAUUAGAUGAAUAAAUUAAACAUUUUCCGUCCAUUCUCUAGGGACAUUUAUUUAUAUUUUACAGAACUGUACGUUUAUGUUGCAUUGACGUAUUCUAUUAGCAUAGGAAAUAGUCCUAAGUUGUAAUUUUAACCCAUAAAUAAAAUGGUAGAAGUGUAAGCUUA
This is a messenger RNA of Manihot esculenta (cassava), 2869 nucleotides long. RefSeq lists its product as uncharacterized. The transcript has 8 exons. NCBI's taxonomy places the organism in Eukaryota, Viridiplantae, Streptophyta, Magnoliopsida, Malpighiales, Euphorbiaceae. The record is from RefSeq and is a predicted model, not a curated record. Bases 1560 to 2654 code for a protein of 364 amino acids.